AUGGCGCCCAGCUCGAAAUCAGAAAAGGACGAGGCAAAAACAAAGGCUCAAAGAAAGAAUAAGGACCACCUGGUGAAGCUCCUAGUGCGCGGACAGCUGUGUGGACAGUUUCCCCAGCGACGUUUCAGGAAACUUCCUCCACGAGUUUGUGUCCCGCUGAAGAAUAUUGUGAGUGAGGAGUUCCUCAGAGCAGGACACAUAUUUCUUGGUUUUACCAAAUGUGGUAGAUAUGUUCUGUCAUACACCAGUGACUGUGGAGAAGAUGAUUUUUCUUUCUACACCUAUCAUCUCUUUUGGUGGGAGUUUAACUUGCACAGUAGACUCAAGCAGGUCCACCAUGUCCGGCUCUUUGCAGGAGAAGAAAUUUAUAGCGACCUUUACCUCACUGUCUGUGAAUGGCCGAAUGACACCUCAAAAAUUGUCAUCUUUGGAUUCAAUACACGCAGUUCAAGUUCUGUUUUGAUGAAUCUGAUGAUGGGUGACGAGAAUAACAGGGACAUUUAUAUAACAAUUGCAUCGAUGCCACCACAUAAACCGUGCUCUCAGUGCUGCCCUGUUCCUUCGGCUACAACUAUACGCACAGGGGCAGGAGACUGUCUAGAGCAUGGCUAUGUGCUCAACAGUCGCUAUCAGGUGGUUUACCCUUUUCCCACUUUCCAACCAGCUUUCCAGUUGAAGAAAGACCAGGUUAUAUUCCUCAACACGAGUUACUCUCUUGUUGCUUGUGGAAUCUCGCUCUGUUCAGGAAAUCAAGAUCCAUCGCCUCAAAUCCUCUACACAAAAAAGCUUUCGUCCUCCAACACCACUCCAGCCGCUGCGUCUGUGCCAUCAGUGCUCCAGAGAACUCCAGACAGAAGACCCUCCCACAGCCCCUGUCCUCAGGCCAGUCCUCACACACAGUCUCAGGCUGCUGCUCGCGCCCGAGAGUUUGCAGCAGACCUAUUUAGACGAGCACAAGCCAGUGCUCCAGCUGGAGAGGAAAAGCUGGAAGUUUCUGACGAAAAAUGUGCAAAAGAUAAGAAACAUUUAGAGACUCGGAGUCCGGUGCCAGAGACACAGACACAUUUGCCACAAGCCUCAACCUCUGGUAAUAAUUUACCUACAAGAAUGUUGCCUGAACCCUCCUCCCCUUUGUCACCGGCAACACCUGCUACAAAUGAGGCCGCAUCUGUUGAACCAGGAUAUGUCAACUACUCUCACCUGCAGUACCGCCUCCCACAGCCAGGGACAUCCGAGCAGGGCACAGGACAGACUAGAGGAGGUUAUGAAGAUGAUAAGGUUCAGCUGCCCUUCACAGUCACUGACCUCAAAGGCAGAAAUCUUGAACUUGUUAAUGGGACGUAUGAUGGACAAUGCGUCUCGGUGGAGCAGUUGACUCUGGACUUUGAAUAUCUUAUCAACGAGGUGAUCAGAAAUGAUGCAUCCUGGGCCCCGCAAUUCUGCUCCUUCAGUGACUAUGAUGUAGUGAUUUUGGAAGUGUGCCCAGAGACGAACAUAGUUAUGAUCAACAUCGGGCUGUUGUUACUGGCCUUCUCCAACUCGGACGAGGAGCACUGCAGGCCAAACACGUACCACUCAAACCUGCGCGUCAGCUGGGACCUCCACACAGGUGUCUGCUGCACUGUCGGCGUGGGAGACCUGACCGAAGUCAAAGGGCAGACGAGCGGCAGUGUGUGGAGCUCCUAUAGGAAAACCUGUGUCAACACAGUUAUGAAGUGGCUUAUUCCCGAAACUGGCUCUCGCUACAUUAACCGAAUGACCAACGAGGCUCUGCAUAAAGGCUCUUCUCUUCAAGUGCUGGCCGAUAGUGACAGAUGCACCUGGAUUGUACUAUAA
Knipowitschia caucasica is the source of this 1836-nucleotide messenger RNA. NCBI's taxonomy places the organism in Eukaryota, Metazoa, Chordata, Actinopteri, Gobiiformes, Gobiidae. The record is from the annotation of a GenBank genome assembly.